This is a messenger RNA of Drosophila nasuta, 478 nucleotides long. RefSeq names its product ATP synthase, subunit G (gene ATPsynG). The transcript has 3 exons. Lineage: Eukaryota; Metazoa; Arthropoda; Insecta; Diptera; Drosophilidae. Gene Ontology annotation, biological process: proton motive force-driven ATP synthesis. The record is from RefSeq and is a predicted model, not a curated record. Bases 51 to 350 code for a protein of 99 amino acids. Gene Ontology annotation, molecular function: proton transmembrane transporter activity.
UUCAUUAGAAACAACCCUGUUUAAUUGCAAUAUAGACGGACUACAAUACAAUGGCGGGAGUUGCUACAAAGGGAUCCAGUUUAAUCAAUAGGCUUCUUGUGCAAGCAAGACCACAAUUGGAUGUUUUCUUAAAAUAUGCCAAAGUGGAGCUAACACCACCAACGCCCGGCGAUAUUCCAGCUAUUCGUCAGAGUAUCGGCAACAUUGUCAAAAGUGCUAAAACCGGGUCCUACAAGAACCUCUCAGUGAAGGAGGCUUGGUUAAACACACUUGUCACCGCCGAGGUCAUCUUUUGGUUUUACAUUGGCGAGUGCAUUGGCAAGCGUCACCUCGUUGGCUACAAUGUUUAAAUUUACUGUUACGAACCUUUGGUGUCUGACCAUGCUAUUGGAUGCACCAGCGAUUACAUUGUGAACGCAUUAAAAUGUCAGCACUUAAUAUAAUUAAUAAAUAAAUUCGAAAGUGUGAUCAAAAGACA